AUGGAGACCAUGGCGAGCCCCGGGAAAGACAAUUAUCGAAUGAAGAGCUAUAAGAACAAUGCCCUAAACCCUGAGGAAAUGAGACGAAGAAGAGAGGAGGAGGGCAUUCAGCUCCGGAAGCAGAAACGGGAGCAACAAGAGAGUGUGAUCACACGAGAGAUGGUGGAGAUGCUCUUUUCUGAUGAUUCUGACCUGCAAUUAGCAACCACACAGAAAUUCCGGAAACUGCUCUCCAAAGAGCCUAGUCCUCCAAUAGAUGAAGUUAUCAACACUCCAGGAGUGGUCGAUCGGUUUGUGGAGUUUCUGAAGAGGAAUGAGAAUUGUACAUUACAGUUUGAAGCUGCCUGGGCUCUAACGAACAUUGCCUCUGGAACCUCUCAGCAGACCAAGAUUGUCAUUGAAGCAGGGGCAGUCCCCAUUUUUAUAGAGCUGCUUAACUCGGACUUUGAGGAUGUACAGGAACAGGCAGUCUGGGCACUUGGAAACAUAGCUGGAGACAGCUCCGUUUGCCGAGAUUACGUCUUGAACUGUUCCAUCCUUAAUCCUUUGUUAACACUCCUUACCAAGUCCACACGACUGACAAUGACACGGAAUGCAGUCUGGGCCCUGUCAAACCUCUGCCGAGGAAAGAACCCACCGCCAGAGUUUGCAAAGGUCUCCCCUUGUUUACCUGUGCUGUCUCGCCUACUCUUCAGCAGUGACUCAGACUUGCUGGCAGAUGCUUGCUGGGCCCUUUCUUAUCUGUCCGAUGGCCCCAACGAAAAGAUCCAGGCAGUCAUAGAUUCUGGAGUCUGCCGAAGAUUGGUAGAGCUUCUAAUGCACAAUGACUACAAAGUGGCCUCUCCUGCCCUGAGAGCAGUGGGUAACAUUGUCACCGGGGAUGACAUCCAAACCCAGGUCAUUCUUAACUGUUCAGCCCUCCCUUGCCUGCUCCACUUGCUGAGCAGCCCCAAGGAGUCAAUCCGGAAGGAAGCUUGCUGGACCAUUUCAAAUAUCACUGCUGGCAACAGGGCUCAAAUACAGGCUGUCAUAGAUGCAAAUAUCUUCCCUGUGUUGAUCGAAAUCCUUCAAAAAGCAGAGUUCCGUACAAGGAAAGAGGCAGCCUGGGCCAUCACCAAUGCUACAUCAGGAGGAACACCUGAGCAGAUCAGGUACCUGGUCUCACUGGGCUGCAUCAAACCCUUGUGCGACUUGCUGACUGUGAUGGAUUCGAAGAUUGUGCAGGUGGCCCUCAAUGGGUUAGAGAACAUCCUUCGGCUUGGAGAGCAAGAGGGCAAGCGCAGUGGCUCAGGGGUCAACCCGUACUGUGGCCUCAUUGAGGAAGCCUAUGGCUUGGAUAAAAUUGAGUUUCUCCAGAGCCAUGAGAACCAGGAAAUCUACCAGAAGGCCUUCGACCUCAUUGAGCACUACUUUGGUGUAGAAGAUGAUGAUAGCAGCCUGGCUCCCCAAGUGGAUGAGACACAACAGCAGUUCAUCUUCCAGCAGCCUGAGGCCCCCAUGGAGGGCUUCCAGCUAUAAUGUCUGCCUCCGGGGAGGGGAGGGGAUGGGAAGCACCACCAACCAGCGGAAAAGCAGCCCUCUGGUGGGCGGGAAACCAGCCCCCCCAUCAUCAGCCACCACACACCUCUGCUGCCCUGGAAACUGUGCUCUUGACCUGCUCCGCCCCCUUCCCUGGAGGGAGCACCCUCUGGACAGACAGAACCAUCUGAGGCUCACAUUUGGGUUUUGUGACAAGAAGGGGACGUGUUGGGUUUUUCUUCCUUACACUAUAUUUUGGCUGCACAUAUGUCUUUAACCCAGGAGCCCAGGGGUAGACAAAGGAGGACUGAGGUAAUCAAUUUUGCACCUUUUUAAAUUUUUUUUUUUUCCUUUAGUGGUGACUUCCUUCCCUUUUAUCUUCCUUCAUCCUUCCCAGUUCUCUGCCCUGAUCUGUGUAACUCUUAUCUUGGGUACUUGAGCAGAUGGAAUAUUCCAGAGGUGGGGGGGUGGGAGGGGAGGGGAGAAAUUCAAAACAAAGUGUUCUUGCUCUGACAGAAUAUUAAUCUUGUAUGCUU
This is a messenger RNA of Odobenus rosmarus divergens (Pacific walrus), 2054 nucleotides long. RefSeq names its product karyopherin alpha 6 (importin alpha 7) (gene KPNA6). Gene Ontology annotation, biological process: NLS-bearing protein import into nucleus. Gene Ontology annotation, molecular function: nuclear import signal receptor activity; protein binding. The transcript has 13 exons. The coding region runs from base 1 to 1518 and encodes 505 amino acids. Gene Ontology annotation, cellular component: cytoplasm; nucleus; nucleoplasm. The record is from RefSeq and is a predicted model, not a curated record. NCBI's taxonomy places the organism in Eukaryota, Metazoa, Chordata, Mammalia, Carnivora, Odobenidae.